Messenger RNA from Argiope bruennichi, 2306 nucleotides. RefSeq names its product G-protein coupled receptor dmsr-1-like. Bases 162 to 1286 code for a protein of 374 amino acids. Gene Ontology annotation, biological process: G protein-coupled receptor signaling pathway. Gene Ontology annotation, molecular function: G protein-coupled peptide receptor activity. Lineage: Eukaryota; Metazoa; Arthropoda; Arachnida; Araneae; Araneidae. The record is from RefSeq and is a predicted model, not a curated record. The transcript has a single exon. Gene Ontology annotation, cellular component: membrane.
UAUAAAAUUAAAGGAAAUAUUUCUAAUAAUUCAGAAAUUGUGGAGCUGCGGAAAAAUUAACAAAUAAUUCCAUUGAAGAACUAGUAUAUAUCGAGAUGUAACUUUUAGUAUUUAAGUAUAUAAUAAUAUUAUUAACUGGUUUUAAAGGAAUCGAUAUCAAAAUGGAGGAAAUGGAUCUUGAAAUGUACAUAAAUGCUUCUAUGAAUGAAAAUUUCCUGUCGAAUCAGAGUCAUACCAAUUUCAGUCAUGCUACAAUCUUUAGAACCAAUACUGAAAUUGACUAUCCCUACUUUGGCGAUUACUUGGCACAGUUUCAGAGAGGUUACAGUGCCAUCCAUGGCUAUCUCAGUUUUGCUUUCUGUAUAUUUGGAAUUACUGCAAAUAUUCUGAAUAUUAUUGUGCUUACACGGAAGAAUAUGAUCUCACCAACUAAUGCCAUACUGACUGGCAUCGCUGUAGCCGAUAUGCUAGUAAUGUUGUCAUAUCUCCCAUUCACAUUCCACAACUACAUUCGGCGUGAUUUGGAUGAAACAGAAAAGUUUUCAUAUGGUUGGACUGUCUUUACCUUGUUUCACGCACAUUUUACUGUCGUAAACCAUACAAUUUCUACAUGGCUGACAGUAACGGUCGCCAUUUGGCGAUUCUUGGCGGUGAGUUUUCCUCAAAAUUCAUCUAUAUGGUGCUGCAUGGCAAGAGCCAAAUGUGCCAUUGCUGCAACCUAUAUCAUGUCUGCAGUGUUUUGUAUACCAGUCUAUCUAACAUUCACUGUAUCAGUAUUCAGAGGUGAUGAUGGCGAAAUUAUGUACCGAGUUGACUUCAGUCAUAUUGCACAAAGACAUAACAGACUUUUAGAAAAGAUCAAUUUCUGGAUCUUUAGCGUCAUCACGAAGUUGGUACCAUGCGUUGCCCUCACAGGAAUCAGCUUAGGACUGAUUAAGGUACUCUAUGAACGUAACAAACGACGCCAAAUAUUGAAAGGAACUGCUGAAGCUGACAAAAAUCACGAUAGGACAACUCGCAUGCUCCUUGCGGUAUUGCUACUUUUCUUACUCACCGAAUUUCCAUCAGGAUUGCUAGCACUCUUGAGUGGAAUUCUUGGAAUCGACUUCUUUAACAAUGUGUAUGUGAAUUUUGGUGACACAAUGGAUGCAUUAGCAUUGAUUAACAGUGCAAUUAACUUUAUCAUCUAUUGCUCCAUGAGUCAACAAUUUCGCAACACUUUUGCUUACCUCUUUUUUCCAAGCUGUUUUAAAAAUAUAUCAAAUGGAGCAGCAGCUUCUGUCUAAAAGGCGCAAAUCCAAAAGAAAUACAGCUUUUAGAAUUGCUGCAUGCCUGCUUGGUAUUAUUGUAUAUGCAUCUGAAUUACUUAGAAAAUGUUUGUUUAUAGCAGUAGUUCUUGAGAUUCGAAACUCGAAGCAAGACAGCUUAGUGCAGUAAAUGUUCUUGUUGUUUCUGAAGCUACACAAGUACCUUCUUAAAAUAUGAACAUAAGAUAUAUAUGUUAUUAAUAAUCUCGUAUUUCUGUCCAACUCGCGAGUAAAAUAAACAUUUAUGAUUAGUAAUAGCAAUAUUUCACUGAGAGAACUCGUUUAUUUAUUCAUUAAUAGUGACUCGCAUCAUCGUCUUCAUUUUCUUCGAUGUUUAUCUCGACUGAAUUUGAACAAUUAAUGAAGCUGAAGGUCAUACAGUGUUAUUUAAGUGAUUAUGCAGCUCUCGCUUGAAAUGUAUCAGUGUUUAAGUGUAUUAGGUAGUGAAAUGAAAGAUGAUCGUUUUAAAAGAAAAUAAAGAUGUUUAAGAUUCUGAAAAACUCAACGCCAUUCUGAGACAAUAUAUGUUCAUGAUACUCUGCAUAUAAGACUAACUUGAAUACUCAUUCCGAUUUAAAUAACGAUGAAACUGAUGAAGAAUUAUAAAGAAUUCAAGACUCCCCAUCCAUUAUUAGUGUGAAUACCAUACAAAAUAUUCAUAAUAUACUGGGUAUUUGGAUUUUGAACAAAAUGCACAUUUUGUGGUACAAUUACUACUGAACCAUUUUGCAUAAUAAACUACAUGCAUAAGAUACUAUGGCUGUUUGGAUUCUGAUCAAAAUACACAUUUUGUGGUAAAAUCAAUACUGAGCCAUUUUCAAUUUACAUAGAAAACAAAGAUAUCAUUCACAAAUUUUUACAUGUUUCUAUCAGGUCUGAUUCGAAAAAAAAUUAAUAAUGGCUACCUAACUGGACUUCUCUACUGUGUUAUGUGGUUGAAAAAUUAUUACAUCAUUUGUAUUGCAUUCAACUUUAAAUUCCCAUUAUGAGAAACCUGUG